UACAAGUUUGACAAUACAAGUUUGACCCGUUUCUCUCGAAUGUGACAAUACAAGUUUGACCCGUUUCUCUCUCGAAUCAUUGGAUUCUUCAAAACCCAACAUCAAAGAUUUAACUUCUUGAAUGUUGUAGACUUUCAGUCUUGUAUAAGCAAGGAAGACACCUAGAAAAGAGAGAGUUAAAAGAAAUGGCUAAGUUCUUCAUAAAUCAAGCCAAGCAAUACGCUGCAGCCCGACCUAAUUACCCGAUCCAACUCUUCGAGUUCAUCGCAUCAAAAACACCGUGCCACGACCUUGCAUGGGACGUUGGUACAGGAAGCGGCCAGGCCUCACGAUCGCUAGCCGGAAUCUACAAGAAUGUGAUUGCUACAGACACAAGCUCCAAGCAACUUGAGUUUGCUGCAAAGCUUCCCAACGUACGUUACGAGCUCACACCACCAGUGAUGUCUUUGUCGGAGAUCGAACAGCUAGUAGCGCCUGAAUCAUCGGUGGACUUAGUCACCGUCGCUCAAGCCCUUCACUGGUUCGACCUACCAACCUUUUACAGCAACGUGAAACACGUGCUCAAGAAACCAGACGGAGUAUUCGCCGCCUGGUGCUACACCAACCCUGAGGUCAACGCCGCCGUGGAUGAGGUUUUCCGGCGGUUUUACAAGGAAAAACUUGGCCCGUACUGGGAUAAAGCUAGGCGGCUUGUGGAGGAUGGGUACAAGGGAAUAGAGUUUCCGUUUGAGAAGAUCAUGGAUGAGUCAACGGAAAGUCAAACUUUCCCGGUUAGGUUUGUGACGGAGCGAGAAAUGGGGAUUGAGGAGUUUCUGACGUAUCUGAGGUCAUCUUCGGCGUAUCAGACGGCUAAAGAUAAAGGGGUUGAGCUUUUGACGGCUGAGAUGGAAGGAGAGUUUGUUGGUUCGUGGAGAGAAGAUGGGGAAGAGAAGAAAGUUGUUAGGUUUCCUAUCUACUUGUUGAUUGGUAGGGUGGGAGGAGAUCGUGUCUGAAUAUUUUGUCUUCUUGAUUUGAAUUGUCAAAAGAGUCCUAAAUAAUUGAAAAACUUGUGUGGUUACAUCCAAAA
Messenger RNA from Brassica napus (rape), 1066 nucleotides. RefSeq names its product putative methyltransferase DDB_G0268948. The record is from RefSeq and is a predicted model, not a curated record. NCBI's taxonomy places the organism in Eukaryota, Viridiplantae, Streptophyta, Magnoliopsida, Brassicales, Brassicaceae. Gene Ontology annotation, molecular function: S-adenosylmethionine-dependent methyltransferase activity. The coding region runs from base 186 to 992 and encodes 268 amino acids. The transcript has 2 exons.